Rotaria socialis is the source of this 552-nucleotide messenger RNA. The record is from the annotation of a GenBank genome assembly. NCBI's taxonomy places the organism in Eukaryota, Metazoa, Rotifera, Eurotatoria, Philodinida, Philodinidae.
AUGUCAGAUAUCAUUAAAUUUAAAUUAACAAACGGAGAUGUUUUUGGUAUAUAUCGUCAAACAUUAGAAAGAUAUCCGAAUAGUUUCUUAGCCAAGUUAAUUGCCAAUGAAAUUAAUUCAUCAUUUCAUUCACGUGAUGCUGAUAAUGCCUUUAUGAUUGACGAAGAUCCAAUGAUUUUUUCUGCAAUUCUUACAUUUUACCGUUGUGGAAUAUUAACAAUUGUGCAUGAUGAUCUUCGUCAAGCAAUUAUUGAUAAAUAUAUGCUACCGCAGAUUUAUUCUGCAUCAUCACCAGCAAAAAGCCUAUCAUGCAACGAUGAACCUAAAUAUGUGCAUAUUAGUUUUGAACAUGCUUCAUCGACAUCAGCACAAACAAAACCUCAUCCAUCACACAUUCCAGCUCUUCUUGGAUGUCCAUUUACGCUGACGCAUACGAAUUCUUACCGUUCGAGAGAUCCAAUUGAAAUUGCAAAUUAUUUAACAUGUAAUGGAUAUUCUAUGGAACAAAUGGAUGUGAAUACAAGAGCAAUCUUAAUGAAACGAAUAAAUUAA